Colletotrichum siamense is the source of this 1050-nucleotide messenger RNA. Its product is annotated as Zinc-type alcohol dehydrogenase-like protein. Gene Ontology annotation, molecular function: oxidoreductase activity. The transcript is spliced from 2 exons. The record is from RefSeq and is a predicted model, not a curated record. The coding region runs from base 1 to 1050 and encodes 349 amino acids. NCBI's taxonomy places the organism in Eukaryota, Fungi, Ascomycota, Sordariomycetes, Glomerellales, Glomerellaceae.
AUGUCUCUCCCCUCGAAGACCCAGUCCUGGAAGGUCACCGACAUUCGAAGCGACAACUUUGACGGACUUCAACUGAUCGAAGACGUUCCCGUAAGCACCUUAGGCGAUCAUGACGUCCUCGUCCAGAUUGAGGCCGUUUCCCUCAACUACCGAGACCUGGCCAUCCCCAGAGGCCUAUAUCCGUUCGCAAUGAAGACGCCUGUUAUUGCGGGCUCAGAUGGCGCAGGCACAGUUUUGGCUGUUGGGCCCAAGGUGAAAGGCUUCAAUGCUGGUGACAAGGUCUGCACCUUGUUCAACGAACUGCAUCAGACCAAUCCUAUCACACCCGAGGCCGUGGGUAGUGGUCUGGGCGGAGCCGUUGAUGGCACUCUGCGCAAGUACGUCGUGUUCCCUGACCAUGGCCUGGUCACUGCUCCAUCGACUUUGAGUUCCAUUGAGGCUAGCACCUUGACUUGCGCGUCUUUGACAGCUUGGAAUGCUCUUUUCGGUUUGAAGAAGCUGAAGCCGGACGACUGGGUUCUGAUUCAAGGGACCGGCGGGGUCAGCCUGGCUGCUAUUCAAUUCGCUGUCGCGACAGGAGCGACAGUCGUUGCAACUACAUCUUCUAGCGAAAAAGCCGACAUCCUGAAGAAGAUGGGUGUCUCUCAUGUCAUCAACUACAGAGAGGUUGCCGAAUGGGGAGAUGCCGCCAGAGCCCUUACUCCAAAGGGACUUGGCUUCGAUCAUAUCCUCGAGAUUGGCGGAGCAGCCACAGUGGCCCAGUCUUUGAAGGCAAUCAAACUCGAAGGCCUCAUCACGAUAAUUGGCUUCUUGACUUUCGCUGAGAAUGACAAACAGACAAACUUGAUGGAAGCUCUGAACCAUAUUUGCACUAUUCGGGGCAUCUUCGUCGGGUCUCGGGAACAGUUUGUCGAAAUGAAUCGUGCCAUCGAUAAUUGGAAGAUCAAGCCUGUUGUGGACACUAAGGCCUUCCACUUUGGAGACACGAAGAUGGCGUAUGAGCGCCUGUGGAGAAGGAUGAACUUUGGAAAGGUGGUUAUCAGGAUUUGA